This is a messenger RNA of Saccostrea echinata, 3155 nucleotides long. RefSeq lists its product as uncharacterized. The transcript has 17 exons. The coding region runs from base 1 to 3003 and encodes 1000 amino acids. NCBI's taxonomy places the organism in Eukaryota, Metazoa, Mollusca, Bivalvia, Ostreida, Ostreidae. The record is from RefSeq and is a predicted model, not a curated record.
AUGGAUAUACUUCUCUUCGGACAACUAGUUGAUUUUCCUCAUGAAAACAAAGGAUUCCUUGAGAGAGGUAGAAAUGCCAGGCAAUAUUGGAACUGUGUUUGGAUGUUGCAAAUACAUAAAGAUAACCAUUUAUGGAAUGACAGAGUCGUUCAAAAGUUACAAAAUCGGAAUGAAAUAACCUUAAGUUCUGUGUGUCAAUGGGUUGCGUCAUAUGAUGGUAUAUUGAAAUCAGUUACAACAGAAAACUAUUGCUUGAAAUUCAGUAUAAGGAUAUUUUCGAAACGAAACUAUGAAAAGUUUCGUCACUUAUUGGUGGAGAAUCAAUUAGAAAGAGAUUUAGAACCAAUCUUGUUAGAUAAAGAGGUUUUAGAACACAAUUCUAGAAGCAGAUAUCAUAUGAAAAUUCUUCAUCGUCGUUCUUCUUACACUGUCAUUACAAAGGAGGCUGACGGAUAUGAAAGUGAUGACUCAGCACUUUCCUCAAAUCCAGACCUUGAGAAUCUAGCUCAGGUAGCUAUGCCAGACGAAUGGUUUAACAACUUCACACGGCGUGUGGACGAAAUGCAGACAGAAAUAAGAGAGUUUAAACAGAAUUUUAUUGAAGCCUUAAAUGAAAACUUUAAAGCAAUAUCUGAAAAACUUUAUGGACAAAUCAGAGAAGUUCAUAGAAAGAUGGAAAGACUGAAUGAGGAUGUAAAGAGUAGUGAUGCACAAACUGAAAAGAUGUCCAGCGGCAGGUUUCAGCAUGUAUUUCAGAAAAUUGAGCUUUUACGUCGGCAGCAAGAACAGACGUUUUCCAAAGUUGCACAGCUUGAAAGUACCACGACAGAAUCAAACGCACUUGUUUUUGAACUUCAUCAAAAAGUGGAUUCACUGAGAAGGACAGUUCAACAACACAGUGGAGAUAUAGAGAACAAAUCUUCAGAGUGCUCGCGGAUAAAGGAACUAUUAGCAAUGAUUAUAAAGAGCUUGGAAAUGGACUGUUCACUGAAAUGUAAACUUAGUCCACAAGGUUUAUCAAGAGAACAGCUUACUGUGAAAUCUGAGGAAAUUUUUUUAAAUGUUAGACAAUCUGAUCAGGUUAAUUGUAACGCAUCUAGAGACUCUAAUGAUUCGGAAAACAUUGAGUCCCAUUCUUCCAUGUCGACAGAGGACACAAACGGAAUUCCAGAUAAAAAAUCAACGCUGACAUUCAAGGGCGAGAUGGAUGAUCUCUCAUCUUGUGAAUUUAAUGAUACGAUAUACCCCUUCUAUUCUGAAGAACAUGUUAUCAAACAAGUACCGACCGACAUCUCUCCAGAAUCAAAUAGACCCUUAUCUCCUACACUCGCAAAGGCAAUCAGCGAAUACGGAAGUGAAUUAUUAAUUUCAGAUGACGGGGAAGAGACAGAAUUGCUAGAAGAUAUAACCACGGAAUCAGCAAGUUCUGAAGAGCCAGCGGAUACAGAAUCUUACCAAAACAUUAUCACUGAAACAAAUAGAAGUGAUCAGCAAUACGUAAUGAUGAAAUAUUGUACACAUAGUAAUCGAACUUUGAACCUCUCUGAUCAUAAAAACUCUAAACUAGUCAGAAGAACAACAGAGAAGGUUCCUGAAGAUUGUAAGGAAGAAUUAAAUCUGUCAAAAAUAAAUCCUUCUUAUACAGAAAACACAUGCAUUUCUGAUGAUAGAAUACAAAUAAACAAUGAAAUUGAUCAUAAUAAUGCUGAUGUGGAAGUCAGCAACAGUGAAUGUGAUACAGAUAUUGAGGAAACCUUAAAAGUGUCCGGUUUGACAAAAUCUAAACCAGUAAUACGAACGGUUAAAGAGGCUCUAAAAGUUGAUCAUGAAGAGAGCCGUCUUCACGGGCUGGACACUAUGUUAUGUGUUGAUGUAUCAGGAAGUAUGACUUCAAAAGUUAUGGAACAAGUAAAGUCAAGCAUCUUUAGCUUUUUGGAUGUUGUUGAAGAAAUUGCUAUAGAUGAUGGUUUAGAAGAAAAUAUAGGACUUACUGUUUUUGGAAAGGAAACAAAAAUAUUAGUCCAACUUACAAACGACUACACCAAAUUUAGACGGGCAAUCGAAAGUCUAACAGUUGGAGGGACUUCCCCGAUACACACUGCACUAUCUCUAUGUCGACUAGAGCUACAACGUAAUGGACAUGCAACAUGUAUACAUGAACACUGUAUAGCACCACGUAUUAUUUUGUUUACUGAUGGUCGUGUUACUCGAGAUUCGUAUAUGGAUAUGUCGGAGAGUGAACAUGCACCAAAGGAUCCAGAGAAAUAUGAGGAGAUAACAACAUUUGUACAGCAAUUAGGAACCGAGGGUUUUCAGCUAUUCACUGUGGGAACAGGACGGCAAACAAACAAGGAAUUUCUUGAGAGGCUGGCAAAUUUGGGAGGAGGAAAGUAUUUUGAUUUGGACAAUAUUUCGGUUUUGACAAAACACUUCAAAUAUCAGUUCAUUGUCGGAGAAGUAAUACAUAGAUGCAGGGAAACUUCCAUAGGCUAUUUGAAUAUGGAUUAUAAAACACAACUCCAACAAAUAAUAGGAAACCAGACCUGUAAGAUUGACCAGGAGGACAUUGUUCAAAUAGAGGAGUUUUUAUUGUCGUCAGAAGAGUUGACUGAUGUCGAGUAUCCGGGUCUACCAAAGCUCGGAUCUCGUGUAAAAACUAACACUGGAGAGGUGGGAACGGUGGUGAAACACAGAAAACUUAAUUGGAUUAAAAUUAAACUCGACAGUGGUGAUAUUAUUUAUCGGCACUUCAUACAAAACGCACAGAAUAACGAAUUAGCAACAAUAGAUGAUCCCCGAAAAGCAAAAGAUGAAUUUGACUUUUGUGUCGGUGCAAUGGUAGUUGGAGGUGAUCCAACCAAUAAUAGAAAAGGAUUUAUUUACGACAAACUGAAUUUAGGAUUUGUUAAGGUGAAGUGGCAAGAUGGAUUGAGAGAAAUUUUGAAAAUACAUGACCUCCGCCUUAUAAGAAAUGGAUCUCGAACUGAAAGAUGCGAUUUUUGACGAUUGCCGAAAGAAGUCCACACUAAACAUUGUAUUUUUUAUCUUAAAUUUUAUUUUUGUCAUAUUUUACUGUAUGCAUAUAUUUUAAAUAAUAUAAGAAUGGAAUAAAAAUAUUUACUUAUAUUUGAUGAAUCAAAGUUAAAAAUUUGCAU